AUGACAACCUACACAACCAACCACGCCACCUCAGUCCUCCAAACCCACGGCUGGCGCACCGCCUCCAACUCCGCCGCCUACCUUCUUCCCUACAUUCACCCGGGCAUGAAAGUGCUCGACAUCGGCUGCGGCCCGGGCAGCAUCACCAUCGAUUUCGCGCGCCUCGUCACCGACGAAGGUCACGUCACGGGGAUCGAAUACGUCGAGGACCCGCUCCCGACGGCCCGAGCCCUCGCGACAUCCCAAGGCGUCAACAACAUCACCUUCCAAACAGGCGACAUCCACAACCUCUCCGACUUCCCCGAUGACACCUUCGACGUGGUCCACGUGCACCAGGUCCUACAGCACGUCGCGGACCCGGUCCGCGCUCUGCGCGAGAUGCGCCGCGUCGCGAAAUCAAACACAGGCGUCGUCGCGGCCCGCGAGUCGGCUGCUUUCUCGUGGUAUCCGGACAAUGAGGCCAUUGCCGCCUGGGACGCCCUGACGCGCCGGGUUGCGAAGGCGAAAGGCGGGAAUCCGCAUCCGGGCCGCUAUAUCCAUGUGUGGGCGGAGGAGGCCGGGUUUGAGACAGCGCGGAUCAAAAAGAGCGCGGGGGCAUGGUGCUUCAGUAGUCCCGAGGAGAGGGCGUAUUGGGGGGGCUCGAUGGCGGAGAGGGUGCGGGAUUCCGGGUUCGCGGAGAUGGUGGUUACGGAGGGGUAUGCGGAUAGAGAGGAACUGGGGGCGGUGGAGAGAGGGUGGAGGAGGUUUGUGGAUUGCGAGGAGGCCUGGUUUGGCUUACUCCAUGGGGAGAUAUUGUGUUUUCAAUAA
This is a messenger RNA of Aspergillus affinis, 807 nucleotides long. RefSeq names its product class I SAM-dependent methyltransferase. The record is from RefSeq and is a predicted model, not a curated record. Gene Ontology annotation, molecular function: methyltransferase activity. The transcript has a single exon. Bases 1 to 807 code for a protein of 268 amino acids. Lineage: Eukaryota; Fungi; Ascomycota; Eurotiomycetes; Eurotiales; Aspergillaceae.